Messenger RNA from Telopea speciosissima, 636 nucleotides. RefSeq lists its product as uncharacterized. The transcript has a single exon. Bases 1 to 636 code for a protein of 211 amino acids. Gene Ontology annotation, molecular function: nucleic acid binding; zinc ion binding. The record is from RefSeq and is a predicted model, not a curated record. Lineage: Eukaryota; Viridiplantae; Streptophyta; Magnoliopsida; Proteales; Proteaceae.
AUGUUGCAAGGAGAGGCUGACUUGUGGUGGCAGACCAUAAAGCGUAUUCUGGAGGGCCAGCUUGUUACUUGGGCCCAGUUCUUAAAGCUAUUUCGAGAGAAGUAUUUUCCUAUUACUGUACGGCGAGCAAAGGGAGCAGAGUUCAUUAAGUUGCAGCAAGGAAGCAUGACGGUGACAGAAUAUGAGAAGAAAUUUGAGGAGUUGUCUCGUUAUGUACCACACCUUGUGGCCAUGGAUGUUGACAAGGCAAGAUUAUCUGAGAGUGGCCUUAAUAAUGGAAUUCAGAGAAUGGUGACAGCUUUGGAGCUUAACACAUAUGCUGAAGUUGUGAGGAGAGCCCUGUUAUAUGAAGGGCCAGCAAAAGGAACCCAGAAGGUAGAAAGCAAAUGGCAAGGGAAGCGGCAUUUCCCAGCGCAGGGCAAGAAGAGUUAUCCUCCACAGAAGCAGCAAAGGAUUCAAUAUAUGCAGGGAGCAUCGACUAUUAAGGCUCCAGAAUCAUGUCCCAAGUGUGGGAAGCUUCAUUGGAGUCCAUGUAGAUUUGGAACCGGAGUUUGUUUAAAAUGUGGGAAGGAGGGAUAUCUUAUCAAGAACUGCCCAUUGUGGAACACUCAAGGGAAGCAGCAGCAUCAAGGGUAA